Tricharina praecox is the source of this 2944-nucleotide messenger RNA. RefSeq names its product SNF2 family N-terminal domain-containing protein. Lineage: Eukaryota; Fungi; Ascomycota; Pezizomycetes; Pezizales; Pyronemataceae. Gene Ontology annotation, molecular function: ATP binding; ATP-dependent chromatin remodeler activity. The transcript has 11 exons. The record is from RefSeq and is a predicted model, not a curated record. The coding region runs from base 59 to 2767 and encodes 902 amino acids.
AUAUGCCUUCCCGGCACACCCCAAGCACAAACUGCACAAACUACACGAGCGUUUCGCCAUGAACAGAUCAACCACUUCGUCCAUCACUCGGUCUACCGAUUUUCUUUCUGUUCCGAGCACAAAGCGUCAGCGCACCAGCAAGGACGGAAGAUGGCGCUCGAGAUCACCAAGCGAGUCAUCGAAUGGAGAUAUGUCCCGAUCAACCACCCCGAUGUUCGACCAGAGCCCAUCGCCUAGUGCUGGUAGCUCAACAUCCAUGGAGUUUGAGUGGAGCCAAAGCAUCGGCCAGCAAGCACAGAUCGCACAAGGGGAAGAUUGUCACACUGCAGACGAAGUCGCAGACGACGAAGAAUGUUUUGGUACAAUUUGCUGUCAUUGCAGCUCUACCAGAGACGUUUUAGAAACCCUCCAAGCUCGAUGUUCCAGUUCAUCUGUAUUUCACGUAUCUUUAACGAUCGUCGCACCUGCAUCGAAAAGUGUGGAGCUGUCUUUGCAGACUGGAGACGGCACAAUCCUCGGCCAUAUUGAGCAGAAUAUUCGAACUACACUUCAUUCUUUGCUCGUUCGAGAUCUGGUUAGGAUCCAAGGCGUUGCUCUUCUCCCGUUCGGUUACAACCAAGUUCGCUCCAAAUCGAAUCAGAAGGUGACAACCGAAGUCUAUCUCAACGUUUUCGGCCCUCCAGAGGUUGCAGCUCCAGUAGGGAGGUUUCUGUCGGACAAUUCGGUGUUUCUACAACAUCCAAUAUUCCCGGAACCCGGUUUCGCGUACAAAAACCCUCAUUUGAUCUCAAAAUGUUAUUCCGGAAUUAUCACCGAGUGCACAGCCACUGGCGGAGUCCCGGUAAUACCAAACAAGCCAGUACUGAAUAAUUGUACAGCAGUCCUUGAGGCCACCGAGUUGCUGGACUUCUUCAACAACAUCGGCAAAGCAGCGAUAAUGGAUGAAGUACAUGGUGACCAUAAUCUCAAAACCCCACUUAUGAGUCACCAAAAGCAGGCUUUAUAUUUUCUCCUACGAAGGGAACGGGGACUUUCUGUCUUCGACACGUCUUCAGCCGCAAUAGGAAAGAUUACAUGUGAUAUCAAGGGAGGGAUACUUGCGGAUCAUAUGGGACUCGGAAAAACAUUAUCGAUUCUAUCUUUGAUUACCGGCACGUUGGAAGAAGCCCGCCGAGUGAGAGCCCAAGAGCCCAUCGGCAGAAUUUGUGCGAGUGGAACUACCCUCAUCGUGACUCCCGUUUCAACGCUGGGAAACUGGGAGCAACAGAUAUCGACGCAUGUCCUACCAGGAAGGUUGAGCGUACUCGUCUACCAUGGCAAGAACCGGGCCGGAAACUCGAAUGCCGCAACCCUGUCUCGAUACGACAUUAUACUUACAACUCCAUCCGUCGUCUCCCAUGAAUGGAGCUCUGCUCAUCAUCCACUUCACGAGCUGGAAUUUUACCGUCUCGUGAUCGAUGAGGCGCACGAUAUUCGAACCGAGAAGACACAGCGCUCGCGAGCUAUAUGCGCUCUCAAUGCCGGACGUCGCUGGGCCGUCACAGGAACACCAAUCCAAAACAAUCUUAUGGACAUCGCCACGCUUUUCAAGUUCUUGCGGUACAAGCCUCUCCAUACUGCCGUCGGCUUCAAAAAAUACGUCCUUACCUCGCAGCCCGGGACAAAAACCGGCAUUGAUAAUCUUCGGUCUGCAUUGAAAGCAGUUUGCUUACGUAGAGCAAAGAGCAUCAUCGAUUUACCGGAAAGGAAGGAGCAGAUAAGGUUCCUGAGUUUCAACACUGAGGAGAAGGCCUUGUACGAAUUCCAUAAACGGCUUUUAUCCCGAGAAUAUAACGCUAUGUCCUCAUCCGGUCCUGCGGAGGCUCUCAAAUGUUUAUUAAAGCUGCGCAUGAUUUGUGACCACGGACAUGACCUGAUAUCUACGGGAUCGUCGACGGCAUCUUCCGCUCUUGAACCAUCGAUAACCUGCUGCGUUUGUAAUCAGCAGAUUACAAGUCACAUGCAGUUUGAAGGGCUGGGCUGUCCCCAUCGAUCCAUGUGUGCUGGAUGCAUAGAAAUAGUGCCACUAACCGACAGCGACAUGAGAGACUGUGAUCAGUGCUCCGUCGACGAGGUUACGACACCGGAAGCGACCCCAAGCUUACUACUAUCGGACUAUCCAGUCUGUCCGCGCCCUUCCACCAAGGUCAAAGCGUUGCUACAGAUGAUUCUUAGCGAGAAUACAGACGACGGUAACGUGAAAUCAAAGCAUGUUGUUUUUUCCGAAUGGACACGAAUGCUCGACCUCGUUGGGUUCGCUUUGCACAAUUCGGGGAUCAAAUUUUGCCGUCUAGAUGGAUCGAUGCAAAGAUCCCGACGCGACGCAGCCCUCUGUGAAUAUCGCGAGAAUCCGCAGUGUACUGUGAUAUUGAUAUCCCUCAUGGCCGGCGGAGUAGGAAUUGACCUUACCUGUGCGUCUAGAGUACACCUCAUGGAGCCGCACUGGAAUCCGAUGGUCGAGCUUCAAGCGCUUGAGCGAGUCCACAGGUUCGGUCAACAACGUGACGUAUUGAUAACUCGAUACAUCAUGCAAGAUUCGUUCGAAAACGACAUCCUGAGGCGCCAGAAACUGAAGUUGGAUAUGGCGAAACAGUCACUGGACGCGGGAAAGGCUCACAUCAUGAAGUGUGAUAUCAGGCAGGAGAUCAUCGCAAGCCUGGGCUCGAUGUUGUCAACGGGCUCAUUAUCGUCAGACCCUGGAGGAAAUGCCCACGAACAAGCGUUCUAGUUAUCACUCGGUCGUCUGCAACGCUCCAGUCAUGCGCAGAAAACUCGCUGGCUGUAUGGCAAUAUGGAAAUGUAAUCAUUCUCUACGAAGUCAAGGGGAAUCAUACAAAUGGAUUGAGAAAAGCAACUGUUUGAGUGUCGGCAGAGAAAAAAAAGUUGCGGAAAGUCAUAACUGCCG